Molecule: messenger RNA, 3575 nt
Organism: Planococcus citri (citrus mealybug)
Lineage: Eukaryota; Metazoa; Arthropoda; Insecta; Hemiptera; Pseudococcidae
Product: probable ATP-dependent RNA helicase DHX34
Exons: 19
Coding region: 177-3506 (1109 amino acids)
Biological process (GO): nuclear-transcribed mRNA catabolic process, nonsense-mediated decay
Cellular component (GO): intracellular anatomical structure
Molecular function (GO): helicase activity; ATP binding; RNA binding
Source: RefSeq, a predicted model, not a curated record
UCAUUUUAAUUUUCAAACUUUUUCAUAUUUUUUCAUCCAAAAGCGAAGAUUUUCGUCAUUUUAUUUCAAUUUCAACGCUCUAAAUUCUAUUUUUACGCUGAGAAAAUAUGAAAUAAUAAAUUACUCGUCGCAGUGUAUCGUUUCGAGAAACAUGUGCGAAUCAGUUUCACGUAAUAAUGAGCAGAAAAAGGCACGAUCAUCACAUCGAAUUUUAUUCGUAUAGAAGUGAUUUAAGUCGACUCGUAGAAAAAUUCCAACAUGUAAUUGAGAACGUCUCUGAUUUCUGGGCAUUUGUCCAAAAAUACGAAGAAGUCGAGAGGAAAAAAGCCAGUAAAAAUACACAACACGAACCUACAGCCUCUCAUUCAGGAAGCAAAUUAAUUCUGCCAAAAACGUACGAUGUUCAGCAUACAGUCAAUGUGGAUUUCACCAUUUCUGAUGAUGAUAUGCAAUCCUGUCUCAGUAUCGAUAAAAGACAUAGGUUGAGAAAAAAUCUAUCAAAAUUUACUCUUUUAAUAGGCGUUUAUAUUAAUUUCAAGCAGAAGGAAAAACUAAGCAAGCUGAAAAAAAUCAGAAAUGGUCAGCAAAACUUACCAGUCUUUCAAUUCAAGGAUCAAAUUAUUGAAACUGUUCAAAAUGAAAAAGUAGUUAUCAUAGCUGGAGAUACUGGGUGUGGAAAAUCUACUCAAAUCCCUCAGUUUUUAUGGCAAGCUGGAUAUAAUAGAAUUGCUUGUACGCAGCCUCGAAGAAUAGCUUGUAUUUCUCUAUCGAAACGAGUAGCUAAAGAAUCUCUUUCAGAAUUUACCUCUGGUGUAGGAUAUCAAAUACGGUUCGAGAGACAUCGCAAUCGAGAAACUAAGAUCCUUUUUAUUACAGAAGGUCUUCUCUUGAGACAAACGAGCAAUGAGGAGACUCUAGAUUAUGAUGUAAUUGUUCUGGAUGAAGUACACGAACGUCAUUUACACGGUGAUUUCUUACUUGGAAUCAUGAAAUGUUUAUUAUAUCAAAGACCCGAUUUGAAAUUAGUCCUGAUGUCAGCCACAAUCAACAUAGAAUUAUUUUCUAGUUAUUUUGGUGAAUCUGCUAAAGUAAUUCAAGUUCCAGGUCGAUUGUAUCCGAUUACUUUACAGUAUUAUCCGAUUAUCGAUGUCGAUGCCAAUAGUGAUAAGUUUGAUCCAGGUCCAUAUAUCCGAAUUUUACAACUAAUCGAUCAAAAAUACCCAAAAAAAGAACGAGGCGAUGUAUUAAUGUUUUUAAGUGGUACCAAAGAAAUAACAGCAGUUGUAGAGGCAGCUCAGCAAUACAACGAGAAAGUUAACAGUUGGUGUAUUUUACCUCUACACAGUUCUCUUUCAUUAGCAGAACAAGAUAAAGUUUUUGAUUAUCCUCCCGAAGGAUUCCGUAAAUGUGUCGUAUCAACGAAUAUCGCAGAAACAUCGGUAACUAUUGACGGUAUUCGUUUCGUCGUCGAUUCAGGAAAAGUAAAAGAGAUGAGUUACGACCCAACUUGUAAACUGCAAAGAUUAAAGGAGUUUUGGGUCAGCAAAGCGAGUGCUGAACAAAGAAAAGGAAGAGCUGGUCGAACUGGUCCUGGUGUAUGUUACCGAUUAUAUUCCGAAGACGAUUACUCUGCUAUGAAUCAAUACACGACUCCAGAAAUUCAAAGAGUAUCGUUAGAUUCCGUUUUACUUCAAAUGAUCUCUAUGGGAUUACCAGAUGUGAGGAAGUUUCCAUUUAUCGAGCCUCCUGAUCCUUCUUCAAUCGAUAAUGCUAUUUUAGAUCUGAGACAACAUGGUGCGAUUGACAGCGAAGAAAAAUUAACGGUGAUUGGAAAAACACUGGCUAAGCUUCCUGUCGAUAUUCAGCUCGGUAAAAUGUUAAUUAUGGGUUCGUUGUUUUACCAAGUUGAGCCAAUUUUGUCUCUGGCUGCUGCUUUAUCCGUUCAAUCACCGUUUACGAAUAGAGCUUUCAGAGAUAUCGAAAUGCAGGAUUUACGAAAAGACUUGGAAUCAGAUCAUGGUGAUCCGAUCACACUGUUGAAUAUAUUUCGCGAAUGGCUUCAAAUGAAACAAGAAUCGACUCAAGGAAGAGGAUCGAGCUCUUAUCAAACCAAGAAGUGGUGUAAGAAACGAGGCCUCGAAGAGCAACGGUUCUACGAAAUGAUUAAAUUAAGGAAUCAAUUCAAAGAUUUAUUAUUUGACUGUAAUUUGAUUAACGAAGACUGCACCCCGAUUAAAUCCAAAGAAGAACUGACCAGUGCCGAGCGUGCCAUAAGACACGGUGAGCUGAAACAAUUGCGUAAACUGAAACGUGAAUAUGAAAAUGAAACUUCGAAUAAACCAAAGAUAUUGAAAAUUGAUAAAUCUAUGGAAGUCGAAAGACCAGAUUACGAAGAAGAAGAUACUUCUACGGAUAUUCGAGAUAUUGAAUUUAGGAUGAGGAAUAAUCCAUCUCAAGUUCAGAAUUUGCUCGAUGGUUCCACAGCCACUUCGUACAAAGAUUUAAUGAUGCUGAAAGUGAUCUUUUCCAGCGCCAUAUAUCCUCAAAUAGCCAUAGCCGAUGAAUUCAAUUCUUCGAAAACAGUGAAAGAUCAAUUAUUCCAUACAGCUGAAAAACCAUUCGUAUCGCUUCAUCCGAAUUGUUUUUUCGCUUUCCAUCCUCAUGUUGUGCAACUUGAGCAGUCAGAUAUUGAGCAUCCGCCUGGAUUCCGGUCUAAAUUUCAAUUCAGUUCCAGACAUCAAGUUUUAUUUUACAUGUCUUUAUUGGAAACUACCAAAGUUUACUUGUGUAACGCUUUGAGAAUGCCAGCAGCUCAAUCCGUCUUGUUAUUUUCACAAGAGAUCCACUGUAAUAAAAAUUUCACCAAAAUCAUUUGCGAUAACUGGAUAGAAAUACAAUUCGCUACUCCACUUUCCGGUGAGAAAUUUCUCCUGAAAGUAUGCAACAUUAGACAGAUCUGGGAAAAACUACUCGAUAAACGAUUACAAGGCGAAAACACCGGCAGGAACGACGAAGACUUGAUGGAUCUUAUUUUAGGUCUACUUCGAGCUGAUAUCUGUUACUCGAUCAGACGUCUACUUCCGGCAGAUCUCAAAGUCGCAUUUAAAGGUCGCCAAUUCGACAGCUACGACGUAUUACCCACUGACAAUCCUUUCAACGAAGACUUUACCAUCGAAAAAAAUGAACAUCACGGUGGAAUCAAAGUUACACCUUAUUUAACUUACGAUAGUGUGAUCAUUGACGAUGAAAAUGUCGAUGUGUUGGAAAAAUGGAAAUGCGACAGAUGCCAAGUGGAAAUCAUUCUGCCUCCUUUAGAAAGAUUAAUACAUAUCAAGAAUCACGAAAAAGAGAAUAAUAAAGGCAACGAUGUUCUAGAAAGUUUGCCAUCGGGAAGUAAGAAACCGAAUUCUAAAUUAUACAAAUGUGAUAUCUGUCAAAAACAAAUGUACCUUACACCGACUGAAAUCCUAAGGCAUGUGAAAGACCAUAAAACUUCAAAUACUUGAACCUAUUUACUCGUAUUAAUUAUUUAUUUUUCUUCCAUUUACUUCGUAAUACAUAUUCGCUGUUUCGAA